AAUCAGAGGAUUGUUUUUCUGUCACGUCGUUGCACGGAUAGUAGGCUAACGGAUAUUGCAAACACAAACUAACAAAAACAACGCGGGUUUGUUUCUAAAGACGGCACGGCACGGGAAGGGUUGUUAAUGUGGACCGAGUUUUUCCUGUUGGACUUAUAUUCGUGAAAAUGUGGAGCGAACAUCGAUGCGAGGACACACGAAUUGGGUAACGUAAGCUAGUUAGCAUUAGCCUGCUAAUUCACCACAAGGCCGCUGAUAAAAACAACAAGCUUCCUGUUCUGAAGGAUGUAGGUUACUCUACGAUCCGAGUUAUAACACCACAGCUGUUACCUACGGAGCACAAGUUCAGUGGUGCACACGAUUUGAUUAAUAAGUUUGUUUUUAGUUGUGCUUGCAGGCUACCUAGCUUGGUAGCUCUUCGACUAGCUGGUAAGCAUGAGUGAAGUGACUGAUUCCAAACAGUCCGCUGACUCUGCGUCCAGGAAACGGCGUUUGGAGCCCGAUGGAGGCAGCGAGGUGCCCAGCAAGUGCCCAAAAGUCAGGGAGACAUUAGAGGAAGCGGGGGCCACUUCGGAAAGUUGCAAAAACAGUGAAGCAGAUGGGGAAGAAACAGCCAGGAAGGAGGACCAGUUAAAGGAGAGCGAGGGAAAACCAGCUGAGGGUCUGCAGAGUUCAGAGGACCCCUGUGCACCACCUGUCAACAACCCCAAGACUAGCAGCCCUAAGGCAAGCAACACAGAAAAGCCACAGUCCUCAGAUGCAGAAGGCUCUGCUGAAUCUAAGGAAAACACACAGAAAACAGCAGGGGCAAAGCUGGGACCCUCAGCCUCUCUGGAUCAGACCGACUCUGCAGCCAUUGCAGCGGCUGAAGCUCUUGCCAGUCUCACAAGAGGAGACGGGGAAGACAGCCGAGAGACUCCUUGCUCCUCAGAAAAGGCUAAACAGGUGAAACAGGGGAGCAAGUUCAAACAGCGUGGGAGUCACCACCACCACCACCAGUCCUCAAAAACAGGCUCCAGAACGCAGGCAGCGGCAGCAGACAGCUCCACAUCCGUCCACAGCACCGAUAGGGAGGAUGGAGACGAGAUGCCCGGAGCAGACGAAGGAGAUGAAUCCAUGUCUGGAUCCUCGUCCACACCAAGCUCUUCUUUCCCGUCUGACAAUGAGGACAAUGAGGACGGGGAGUGUGCCAUCGUGUCGGUGAAGAUGGCCCCGGAGAUGAGGCAGUCGGUGGCCCUCCUGGCGCAGGUGCAGAUGAGACUGGAGGCUCUGGAGAAGAAGAACGCUCGUCUUCAUCAACGGCUGGAGCUGAAGAUCAGCCGUCAGCGGCGUCCACAUCUGGAUCAGCGCAGCUCCAUCACAAAGACCAUCCCUGGGUUCUGGGUCACAGCUCUGUUGAAUCAUCCUCACCUCUCGGCUCACAUUGACGAGACCGAUGAAGACGCUCUGAGCUACAUGACGGAUCUCGAGAUCGAGUCCUUUAAGAAUAAUAAGCUGGGCUACAGGAUCCGUUUCCACUUCAGACGGAACCCGUACUUCCAGAACAACAUCAUCAUGAAGGAGCUGCACCUCGGGAUGGGAGGCUCUCCGAUGUCCUUCUCCAACCCCAUCCUGUGGCACCGCGGGCAGAACCUGACGGCCCACAGCGAGGCCAGGAAGUCGUCGCGCGGCGUCUACCAAACGUUCUUCAGCUGGUUCAGCGACCACAGCACCCCUGGGCAGGACGACGUAGCACAGAUCCUGAAGGACGACCUGUACCGAGACCCUCUGAGAUACUACCUCACUCCACUGUGGGAACCCAGGGAGAACGGCAGUGGCGGCAGCAGCGGGGGCCGAGCGGCUGAUAACGGUAACGGAGACGACUGUGUGGUGAUCUCCGACUCGGACGAUGAGCCCGGGGAGGAAGCUGGGGAGGAGGAGCCAGGCCACAGGAAGAAGAAGGAGGGAGAGGAGGAUGAAGAGGAAGAGGAAGAGGAGGAAGAGGAGGAGGAGGAGGAGGAAGAAGACGACAAGGGGCGAAGCGCUGAUGAGAGUCCAGAGGAAGGAGAGGAAACAGGAGAAAUCGUGAUUGACGGCUCUGACGACAGCGAGCAGGGAGAGGAUGAGCAGGCCUGAAGAUGAAGAGUGAAAAGCCGGCACUUACGACGAACAGUAACAGAGCAAUGUCGUUUUUAUGCACAGAAUAUCCAUUUUUGUUGUUGUUUUUAUACCUAAAAGAAUAUUUCAAAUCAGGGUUAAUAAUAAAUAAUAAAGCCAAGGCAGCAUGGUGUCCCCUCUGUUUUAUACACUCGGUACUGUGUAGUCGUAUUUUAUUGUUUUCUAAUCUUCUAUUUAAAGAGGAGCAUCGUGCAGCAGCCUGUUGGAGAGAUCCGGAUUAACGGCAUUACAAUUUGUGACAUAAAAACCCUUCAGUGGCAUUAUUCACAGUCAUUUCAAAGCAACGUUUUUAGGAAUUUAACACACACGUGAAAAUAAAUUGAUAAUAAUGACAGUACAUUUGAGAUGCACUGAACCAAAAUUAGUUCUCAGGGAUCAUGGUGGUAGUUUUAUUGAAAUUAACAGACAUGAACACUCUGGUUUUUGUCGGCUGUGUAUAGGAAAGCGUGUACUCUACUGUAGUUAAUAGGAAGACAUUUUGUUUUAAUAUGCUACCUUCUUCAUCGAUGCGUUUGUUCCUUCCCUCGUUAAAUAAUCAUCUCCGGUGUUUGUAAUAUCAUUGCUUAGUUUGUCGGUUUCCGCUCCUACAAUAAAUAGAAUUGUAUUAUUUUUCCCUUUUCUUAGAAUUUAACUUAAGAGGAAUUCGCUUUCUUUAACAGUUAAGAUGAGUUUUCAUGUCAUGUGUUUUAUUUUUGUGUUAUCUACUUUUUAAAAAGUUGGUAUUUAUUACAUUGUUUUUUCUACAUGACGGCAUGCCUGUGAGCAUGUGAGGCGAUGAUCACAUGACCUUUUCUCCGUGCACAGUGUCCGUUUAAAUCCACAGCAAUGUUAAUGAGUGCACUGUAACAAAACUAGUAUUUGUAUUUGCUUACUUUUCUUAGCAAUGAACUGUAAAUAAUAUUCCAGCACUGUCUUUUAGAUGAAAGGCAAGUACAUGUGUUUUAAUUCAUGGAUAAAUUCUAUCAAAAAAAAAUCGGGAGGUUUUUUCAUAAACAUGAUCAGAAAGUUAUAUUUUGUGUGCUGUGUUUUAUAGACACUGUAGUUUGGAGAUACCUGUUUGUUGCUUUGGUUAAAUUUGUUUUUGCUUUGAAGAUAAAUGUCCACCCUUUUGACUCAGACCUAAUAAAUAGGAGUUUGUUUCA
Molecule: messenger RNA, 3299 nt
Organism: Trematomus bernacchii (emerald rockcod)
Lineage: Eukaryota; Metazoa; Chordata; Actinopteri; Perciformes; Nototheniidae
Gene: tspy
Product: testis specific protein Y-linked
Exons: 8
Coding region: 436-2115 (559 amino acids)
Biological process (GO): nucleosome assembly
Cellular component (GO): nucleus; chromatin
Molecular function (GO): histone binding; chromatin binding
Source: RefSeq, a predicted model, not a curated record